GUUCCUGGGCAUUGGGAAAAGGCAAAUAAACAUGCUCAACAUUCCUCUUUUGCGCUUGUUCCCUUCUUACACUCGCUGCUUUCCUGCCUCACCCUCCUCCUCCCCCUCCCAGCACCAUUUCCCACGCCCAAAAUGAGGUUCGCAUCAGCCUGGUUCGCCCUGUGCCUUGCGCAGUUGGCAAAGUCCUGCCUCCUCCCUGAGGAGUCGGAAAACGGCGCUGCCCCCAGCCUCACGCGUCGCCAGGGCGGGAACACGGGUCUCGCCAUCGGAGAGGGUGAUCGGUUCGAGGGCGGUAAGAUCGUCCCCCGGGGACUGGGAACACAGCCCAUCGGGACUGAUCCGGGCAAGCUCCUGAGCGUCCGCGAGAUCCGCUCGGCCUUUGACGCCCUCGCCAACGAGUACGGUUUCGACACGUUCGAGGCCCCCGACAAGACGUUUGAGAACCGCACCAUCUUUGGUGGUGCCGUGGGCGGAAGCGGAAAGAACUGCACAGCCACCGAUGGCUACCGUGCCUUCUUCAACGGUGCCAUCCACGCGCGCGAGCGUGGCUCGUCCGACAACAUCAUCUACUUCAUCUCCGACCUGCUGUACGCCAACAAGCACAACCAGGGCAUCGCCUACGGCGGCCGCACUUGGAGCAACUGUGACGUCAAGCGAGCGCUGAAGGCAGGCAUCGUCUUUGUGCCUCUCAGCAACCCUGACGGUGUCGCACACGAUCAAGCCACCCACUCGUGCUGGCGCAAGAACAGAAACCCGGCUUCCGCGACGCCAAGCAACCCUGCCAGCUACGGCAUCGACCUCAACAGGAACUUUGACUUCCUGUGGGACUUCCUGAAGAAGUUCGACCCCAGCGUCGGUCCCAACGUUGCAUCAUCGAACCCGGCGUCGCAGACGUUCCAUGGCACGGCUCCUUUCUCGGAACCCGAGACACGAGCUGUCAAGUGGGUGCUGGACACGUUCAAGAAGAUCCGCUGGUACAUUGAUCUGCACUCGUACACCGGCAUUGUUCUUCACAGCUGGGGAAGCGAUGAGAACCAGAACAGACGCCCGUACAUGAACUUCAUGAACGACACAUACGACUCUGUCCGUGGUCUGAUGCCAGACAAGCCGGAAGAGGGACGUGUCUACGGCGAGUACAUUUCCUCGGACGACUGGCGCGACGCAGCCUACGCUGGUGUGCGCGCUGGCACAGCAAUGACCGGAGCCACCGGCAGGAUCUACGACGUUUCUGCUUCUGCAUACCUGUACCCCACGAGUGGUGCUAGUGAUGACUAUGCCUUCUCGCGCCACUUCUCUGACCCUAGCCUAAACAAAGUCUUCUCGUACACGAUCGAGUUUGGCUUUGGUAAUCCUGAUGCAUCUUGCGCUUUCUACCCUACGGCGGAAAUUUACAAGCUCAACCUCCUGGAGACGGGUGCAGGAUUCAUGGAGUUCCUGUUGGCCGCCUCGGAUAUUGGUCUUGGAGAAGAGGACACUUGCUGA
Molecule: messenger RNA, 1482 nt
Organism: Pyricularia pennisetigena
Lineage: Eukaryota; Fungi; Ascomycota; Sordariomycetes; Magnaporthales; Pyriculariaceae
Exons: 3
Coding region: 133-1482 (449 amino acids)
Biological process (GO): proteolysis
Molecular function (GO): zinc ion binding; metallocarboxypeptidase activity
Source: RefSeq, a predicted model, not a curated record